GCGAAAUCCCAUGGACUUUAAGGCGGUUUUUCGUUGCGCGCGAUGUUAUGCAGACUGUCCCGCUGGAGAGGAAGUUCUGCUGUGGGCGGAAGAAGAAGAGGUGUGGCGGUGGAUGAAGUGGGAAGAGGGCAGAUCUGCCACCGCAUGGGAGUGGAAUUUCACCUCCAGCUGCUGGCAGGAAACGAAUUCUUUGUGGACCAGGUAUCACAACAAGACCGUUUGCCACAAUUGUUGGACAGAGUGGAGUUGGUAUGUGAAGACCGGAGAGGACCAAUAUAUCUUGGACAGUGAGUGUAUGAAGCUACUUCGCCGCAUUGGGGAUACCAAUGUGAUCAUCAGCGAAACGGUUCCAAACCGCCCAUUUUUCUGUCGCUUGUGCUUGCAGUGCUUCAGCAACCGCACCUUGCAGACACACCUCGGGACACACCUGGGCUCUCAAGAUCGUACGGCACAAACGGAGCCCAGUGAUCACCAGAGAUCGGUGCAUGUGCAGACCGAAAGUUACCUGUGGGAGUUUGAAGUGGGUCCAGGCCAGUGGCAGGCGUUUCUUUGGGACGUCCAGCAGAUUCUGGAGGACAGCUAUCUGGAUGCUAUGGAUACAGGAGGUUCCCAUGAGAUAAAUUUGACCACGAAUGGCUUCAUCUACUACAUUGACAUUGCAGCCAUGACCCAAACGAACCCCAAGACCCAGAGACUGCGAAAGAUCAGGCGUCGGGAGGAAUCCCAAAUUACUUGGCUGGAAGACAGAGAGGGGCUUCUGUCGAAGAUCGCUGAGUUGGAGGCGCAAGUCUUGGAGAUGGAUGAAGCAAACAAGUUCCACAGUCGCAAAGUGCGCACGUUGACCAAUGAAAAGCAGGAGGUGGAUGUCCUUCUGGAGGAAUCCCAAAGAAAAAACGAAAAGCUGACCUCGGAGAUCAUCGCGCUGCAGAAACAAGCGGAUCACUCUGCGCAGGUCUCUCUGCAAGAAAUGUGGCGGACGCAACAUCAAGGUUCUCCGCCGAGUUGCAGUGCCAUUGGGGUCGGCGAUGCGCUGUUUCGCAAGAUCCAAUGCCUUCUUCGGGCUGCGGUGCCAACAAGUCAUCAUUCGCAGUGCGAUUCCAUGCGGCAGAUGGAGCUGGUGUCCAUGGAGCAGAUCCACAACGUCAAGGUCUGGAAGAAUUACCAGCAUCGGAAAAAUCAACUUCAGGAGGAACUCAAGGGUGUGAAGGUGCAGUCAGUGGCUUCAAAGCUUAAAGACUGUUGUUCCUGGAUCACCUUGGAUACCGGGCUCAACGAGAUCAUUGCUUUGCAUGGUACGAAUGAAGAGAAAGCCAAGAAGAUUGAGGAGACUGGAUUUGAUUAUCGCUUGUCCCGUGAAGAGGGGCUUUAUGGACAAGGUCUUUACUUCAGUGAUGAAAGUUGCAAAGUUUUGCAGUAUUCAGGUGCCCUCUGCAAUGGGAUGCCCAGCGGGGUAGGUUGCAUCAUCGUUGCACGCUUGCUGCUAGGUGAUCCCUGCUUUACCAAUGGUCCCAGGAAGGGGGAGAGAGUUGAGCCUUACAAAGACCUUGCCAAUCCAGGUCAAGGUCGAUUUAAUUCCGUCAUUGCACGUGCGGGAAUUGUAGGAAAUGCUGGACAACAACAGGUCCAUCAGGAAUUCGUGAUCUAUGAUGGGGCUCAGGCAUACCCUGAGCUGCUUCUUCGAUUCAAAUGUUGAUUUUUGGCCAACGAUUGGGGCAAUUGACCCCUGAUGAUUUCUUCGCAUGCUUUGACAAUAUGAGUAUAGCCUUGUGAGGCCGAAUUUGGGGUGAAACUUACCCUGAAUUCAAGUCGCUGAAGAUCAAUUUGUGUAUGUCUCCAAAUGGGUACACCUAAAUUUGAUGGAUCAUUUCACGAAA
Cladocopium goreaui is the source of this 1874-nucleotide messenger RNA. NCBI's taxonomy places the organism in Eukaryota, Dinophyceae, Suessiales, Symbiodiniaceae. The record is from the annotation of a GenBank genome assembly.